Messenger RNA from Peniophora sp. CBMAI 1063, 4671 nucleotides. NCBI's taxonomy places the organism in Eukaryota, Fungi, Basidiomycota, Agaricomycetes, Russulales, Peniophoraceae. The record is from the annotation of a GenBank genome assembly.
AUGCCGGACGUCUCGCGGGGCCGCCAGAGUUACGCCGAUACGAUCACAUCACCCACGACGUCCUUCGAGGGGCGCCGGGGACAGCGAACGACGAGAGAGAACCAGUUCACGCUGAAGCACGGCCGCAAGCAUCACGACUAUCCCGCCGCGAAAGCCCCCUAUGCCUUGUCCUACGACAAGGACAUCCUCGAUCGCGAUGCUAUCAACCAUAGCAUACGCUCGGUGAUCCAAACCAAUCCCUCGGCUGCGUUCGACACCGGAGAACGUCCUGAACAAGUUCUGGAUCUGGGCUGUGGGGCCGGCUGGUGGGUCGUGCACGCCGCGAGUCAAUGGCCGGAGACCGAGUUCGUUGGGUUCGACCUCGUCAACGUACAAGUACCGACACGCUAUCUCGAACCCUCGUUGGGUCGCCGUAUAUCCUGGCAGCAUGGUAACUUCCUCUCUCAACGGCUACCUUUCGAAGCCGGAACUUUCGAUUUUGUACGCUGUGUGAACAUUGGAAGGGCUGUGCCGGAGACGAAGUGGACGGCAAUAUUCCAGGAGAUCAACCGCGUGCUUAUCCCUGGUGGCGUGGUAGAGGUCUCUGAAGAAGACAUCAUAUUCCCAAUCAUCCCCCGAUGGUUCACUACCCCUUUACGCGCCAAACCACGAGCCCGAACAAAUUCGCGAUCAAGUAGUAUACCCUUCAGCAGCAUACCCGAUAUCCCACUUCCGCCUUCUCCGCCGGCUUCUCCUGCGAGCAAUGCAAGCUCGAUAGACGACGACGAGCCAAGUCAUGACCAUGCGCUACUCGAGAUGCUCUUCAUCUCAUUACAUCGAAGUCGCUUCAUCAACAUGAAGCCUUCCAAUGCCAUACCCUUGUACUUUGCACCCUUCUUCUCAAAAUGUCGUUAUGGUCCUCCGCUCUACUUCUGCAUGCCCUUCCUCGCACCCCUCAUGCCACUACCUGACGCACGACCUGCAACUCGACCUGCGACGAGUAUGGGGUCCGAAUUGUCCUCUCGACGAGACUCUUCGUUUCGUGACCGCUCUGAAUCAUCUCCCUCUCAGCCUCAACCACGCCCUCAUUCGUCCUAUUUCCCGCCUACUCCCAUCGACAGGAGCACCUCUCGAAGGUCAUCGUCCGUUGCCACGUCCUUUAGCGAAGCAUCGGACCUCUUCACGAGUGACGGCAAGAGCACACCAACGGCCAUGUCGCCGGAACCGUCCCUGGAUAGCGAUUCCAUCGUUCGCAGUUGGAGUUAUCCCGGUACAUCGCGCAGUGCAGCCACUUGGGUUGUGGCACGCGAAGGAGACCAGGACCCGAACAUGCUUCCUCCGGCUUUCAACUCGAUCGAUCAUCUCAGCAAUCGAACGCGUGCCAUGACUCUGUGGCAGGCCUAUCUUGGCGUGCGUGGCUGCCAGGAGGCGAUGUGGGAAGAACUGUUGUUAUUGCAGAAGACCGCAGCGGGUCGCAAACGUCUGCGCGAAGUUGGAUGGACACCAUCCAAGAUCGACGAUGGAAGGGAUGCAGACAUUAUGGGAGAGCUCGACCGAAAGGAGGCGGAGCGGCGGGUUGAGUUUGAGGAUCGGGCCCGCUUCGAAGAGAUGUUGGACUUGUACGAGAGCGACGUGCACGCGCGCGUUUCUUUCUGGUACUCGCUUACGGAGUUGGGCCUUCCACUACCGCGGCGAGAGGCGAUACAAAGAGAGACGCUCGUGGAAGAGGAACGAAUACGGAAAGCCAUACUAGAGGCGCGCGCUCGCCUGCCAAAGGACGACUCGGACGUACCGUGCAAGGUUUCCAUCUCCGCGGCGGCGGGCUCUACUCCUAAACUCGCAUCCUCAUCAUCUGUACCGGCGGGGAUGGGACGCAGCGCAGAGGGCAGUGCGGCGGCGAAGAAAAGACAGCGGAAAGGGGAGAAGGAGAAGGGAAAGGCGCGUGCGGCGGUGGAGGGCGGGGGAGAGCCCGGGCCGAGCACCGUCGCUGGCUCGUCGUGGUCCUGGACGUCGAUCAGCGACCCGGCGCCGAGCAGACAGCCGCCCGUGUUCACCCCAGACGGCGCUUACUUUUUCUCCGUCCUCGGAUCGUCCCUCAACGUCUACUCGGCCGCCACCGGCGCAGUCGUCUCCACCCUCGGCGGCCACACCGCCCCAAUCACCUCUGCGAUCCUCAGCCCGCACAACGCGUACCAGCUCAUCACCGCCUCGCUCGACGGCUGCAUAAAACUCUGGGACUUUUUGGACGGCGUCCUUCUCCAGACUUUUUCCAUCCAGCAGCCAAUCCACUUUCUCGUCGCGCACGAGCUCUUCAAGGACACCCUCUUUGUCUCCGCCGUGAGGAGAAAGAAAGCCAAGGCCGGUGCUGCCGGCGAUGAUGGCCUCGUCCUACGCGUUUCCUUGCGCCCGACCCCGGAGACGGCCGGACUGGACAUUCAGAAACCCGCAGAAGUGACGCUGGUGGGCAAGACGCGACUCGCGCGCGGGCUCGCCAUAUCCCCCAGUGGCGCAUGGCUUGUCACCGUGGCCGGCCAUAAGGCAUACGUCGCCGCGACCGCCAGCCUCAAGGAUGGAUUCACAAAGUUUGUGUCCCCCGAGGCAUUGACCUGCCUUUCUUUCCAUCCUUCGGAGGAAUACUUCGCCACCGGCGACGAGAAGGGCACCGUACGGAUCUGGUACUGCCUCAGCUCAGAUAUGACCUCCCAGACCGUUGCCGGCGUUGAGAAGCGUGCCCCCACCACCACCCUCCACUGGCACGCACACGCAGUCUCAGGCCUCACUUUCACGCCCAAUGGCGCGUACCUGCUUAGCGGAGGAGAAGAGUCCGUCAUGGUCAUUUGGCAACUUCACACCGGCAAAAAGGAGUUUGUGCCUCGCGUGGGCGCACCCAUUCUCAAUAUCUCUGCAUCGCCCGCGCGACAGCAGGAGUAUCUUCUUGGUCUUUCCGACGCAAGCUUCGUGUUCAUAAACUCCGCGUCGCUCAAGGUUGCACGGGCGUUCUCGCGCAUCAAACUCGAUCCCUCUAUCUCUGGUGGCGCUUCCGUACCACUUACACCGUUGGCAGUCCAUACUCCUUCGCAGACGAUCAUCCUCCCAUCUUCUCAUCCCUCCUCACUUCAAUCGUACUCCCCGUCCCAGAUGAAGCUGGUCGCCGAGCUCGAAGUAUCCCCGUCAAAUCGUGUCUCGCGUCGCGACGACAAGGCGUUGCAGCCAUCGGCUGUAGAGCGCGCUGUCGUGUCGCCAUCCGGGGAGUGGAUGGCCACUGUCGAUGUCAGGGAGGGCGACGACUCGUUCCGCGGCGAGGCGUAUCUCAAGAUCUGGCAUUGGGACAAGGCGGCCGGUUUUUGGGAGUUGAAUACCCGCGUGGACAGACCGCAUGGUCUCGACGCCAUCACGGCCGUCUCAUUCUCUCCUGAACCCGCCAAUCUUUUGGUAACCACGGGUCGCGACAACAAUAUCAAGAUUUGGAGGCUGAAAUCGGCCAACGGGAAGAGGAUUAGCGACCCAGAGCGCUUUUGGGUUCUACGCUCCACCUUCGCGUUCCGGGAGGAAUGUCCCAGUCACGCCUCAUGGUCCCCGGAUGGCUCUCUUCUAGCGGUAUCACUUGGCCCUUACGUUGCGAUCUAUGAUGCUACAUCCACGAUGCUCAUUUCAGCAUUAACCGCCCGCGAGUCAUGCGUGUCAGUGGUCUCCGCUCACUUCCUUGGUGACAGCGGUCGAUAUAUCACUGCAGUUGGUCAACGGGAGGUGGUGAUGUGGGACUUGAUCUCACGGCGUGUACUCUGGCGCGCUCAUACGAAACAUCCCAUCACUCAAGCCGUUUCCCAUCCGUCCGAAGACCGUAUAGCCAUAUUCGAGCAACCCAAUUCCACCAACUCUGACGCCCAUAUGACCCACGUCUCUAUCUUCGAGGCCAGCUCCUCAGAAGCUAUCAAGCGCGCCAUGCUACCCUUUCAUCUACGGGCGUCCGUCUGGUACCCACCAUCCUCAUCGGACCACCAGGCGGUCUCAUUCUGUCUUGUCGGCGUUUCGGACAAGUACCGCGUUGUACUUUUCGGCGACGAAGUCCUACAUGUCACCGAUCCCGGUACCUCCGCGCACGGACUCGGUGGAGAGUCAGCUUCGAGGCCGACGUCGACGCUUUUCCAAGAUAUCUUUGGCAAGACCGCUUUCGCCGGCGUGUCAACCGGACCAUCGAACGCCUACGGUGUCGCUCAGAACAAGAUUGACAACGUUGCGGAUCUUCUCGACGUCCCUGCGUAUCUGCUACCCUCUGUGGACACGAUCUUUGACUCAAUCAUGGGUUCAUUCUUGUUGCCGCGUGCAGCUGAAGAGCAUGCGUCGCCAGAACAGCCAGCUGAAAUCCCUGGAGACAUUCCUAUGGAGGUCGAAGAGCCAGUGUCGGCAAGAGACUUUGUGGAGGACGAGGAGAUUGGCAUGCUCAUCCACUUCUUCCGGGAUGUUGCCGUCAAAGGUCCUUAUGAUCCGAUGGCGCCUCUGCCUCUGAAGGGAAGCGCUCACUUCGGUGCCCCACCUUCUGCCAAACGCAAGAAGGAUAGACAUCAUUCUAAACCUCGUCCGCCGCCCACACCUCCGCAAGACAGUUACCCCUCCCCCGAAAGCACGCCAUCCUUGACGGCGGUGCCCCCUGCAACUGCAGGUAAAAAGCGCAGAAAGUCGCAAGCCUCAUAA